Drosophila willistoni is the source of this 594-nucleotide messenger RNA. It is a transcript of the gene Obp56d, whose product is annotated as general odorant-binding protein 56d. Gene Ontology annotation, molecular function: odorant binding. The transcript is spliced from 2 exons. NCBI's taxonomy places the organism in Eukaryota, Metazoa, Arthropoda, Insecta, Diptera, Drosophilidae. The record is from RefSeq and is a predicted model, not a curated record. Bases 74 to 472 code for a protein of 132 amino acids. Gene Ontology annotation, biological process: sensory perception of smell.
UUUCUAUUCGAAAAGGUUCUUGACAACAUCUUCUUGUGAUAUCAAAACAAUAAAAAUAAAAUUAAAAAAUAAAAUGAAAUUCCUAAUUGUCUUCUUGGCCCUUGUUGCCUUUGCUGCCGCUGCUGAACUUCCAUUGACAGAUGAACAGAAGGCUCAGGCUCAUGCCAAUGGCGCUUUGUGUGUCCAACAGGAGGGCAUAACCAAAGAGCAGGCCAUGGCUUUGCGUGCUGGCAAUUUUGAAGAUAAGGAUCCCAAGGUCAAAUGCUUUGCCAACUGUUUCCUUGAGAAAACCGGCUUCAUUGCCGAUGGUCAGGUUAAGCCCGAUGUGGUUUUGGCCAAAUUGGGUCCCCUUGCCGGUGCUGACAAGGUGAAGGCCGUUCAAGCCAAAUGUGAUUCUCUCAAGGGUGCCGAUAAAUGCGAUACAGCUUAUCAAUUGUACGAAUGCUACUACAAGAACAGUGCCCACAUCUAAAUCAACAAGUACCAACUUCAAAUUUAUUUAAAAGUAUUAACUAUUAUAAAUUGUGUGCAACGGUCGUCUGUGAAUUGUUAAUUAAUUGAUUACAUGAAUAUUAAAAUCUAAAAAGAAAUCUA